AUUUAUUUACGUUUGAUACCCCGCCGAGCUUCAGUGUUGCUAUAGGAACGAGCUGAAGAAGGAAAGCAACACUGAAGGUUAACCUGUUGAAUCUUAAAAGAAAUUUUGAUUCUUUCAAGAAUUCAUCAUCAGGAUUUGAAUCGCUCAUUUACAAAGCGUUAUGACAUUAAAAAUAAUCCUUUUUCUCGGUUCCGUUCGUCAAGGGCGGAACUGCACUCGAGUAGGUAAUUUCAUCAAGAAAGAAUUAGAAAAAAAGAGCCACAAUGUAACAGUUUUUGAUCCAUUGGUAAUGGAUUUUCCUUUAUUGAAGAAGCCCUUGCAUUUCCAUGCUCCUGGUGAAACACCUCCUGAAUGGCUUGUGAAAUACAAUUCACUGAUUGAAGAAGCAGAUGGCUUUGUUGCAGUUAGUGGGGAAUACAAUCGCUGUAUACCUCCUGCACUUGCAAAUAUGUUGGAUCAUUUUCCUCCAAAGUCUUAUAGAUGCAAACCAUGCAGUAUUGUCUGUUACUCUGCAGGUCCAGGGGGUGGAUCUACUGCUGGAAUGCAACUCAGGUAUUUCUUAGGAGAACUUGGAAUGGUUACUCCUGGUUUUAUGUUCACAAAUCCAGUGGUGCAUCAAGCCUAUGCUGAAGACGGAACUCCGGAUCCAUCAAACGACAGUGCUGUUUCAAAGGCGAAUAGGUUGAUUUCAGAAUUAGAGUGGUAUGCAGAAGCUCUAAAGGCUCAAACUCAAAAAUGUGGCCUUCCAUAAUGUUGAUUUAAAAUCAUUACUGAAUCAAAACUUUCUGCUUUUUAACCACUAAAAUUUGUCUUUGAAUUUUAGCAUUUCUCUGCUAUAACUUUUUGUGAUAAAUUCCAAAGUAAUAUUCGAAAUAUCUAUAUUUAUUCUGAGCUUUAUAGAUAUAAUUGGAAAGAGCUUGUGAUGUUUUAAAUGUUGUCUGUCUGUCAACUGUGAUGUCAAUGAAUGACCUUUGGGGAGAUAGUAGAAAAUUUUUUACUUAAAAUUAAAUAAAAAACAUCAAAUCUGUAGAGUAAUUAUUUUUCAAUUUCUAAUUCUGAUUAUGAAUAUCUGUGAAGAUAGUUGUUAAAGAUGCGUGAUAUAAAUGACAAAAUAAUUUGAGAUAUAUGCUAAUUGAUCUUGUGUAUUUAUUUUUACAAAUCUCUAUAUAAAAUACAAAAUGUCACAAUUUAAAAAGUAUCAUAAAAACAAAAUUUUAAUAUAUUUGGAUAUGUUUUGGAUUUUUAAAAAAAAUAUGUAUGAAGAGUUUAUCAGAGAUGUAUGAAAAGUUAUCAAAGAAUAUGUUCAUUGAUAGGUGAUGCUGAGUUACAAUUGUCUACCAUAUUGAGAAUUGCAUCAAGAAGGAAUUGGGCAUAAAAUUUUCAGUCUCAUUUUAACUAUGAAUUCUUUUUCUUAUUGCUUAUUCUUUGAAUACGUAUGUUUUUGGUAUACAAGACCAAUAUUUAUCUAAAAGGCAGUUUUCUUAAAAACUGGUAUGUGAGAAAAUUUAGAGUGCAAUUCUAACUAAAUAUGCAAAUUAAUUUUAAAAAAAUAUUUUUCAAAGAAUAUUUAGUAUCAUUUCAAAAAGCAGGAUUAAAAAAAACAUAGAAAUGAUGUUUAAAAGUUUUUAAACUUUUAAACAUCAUUUCUUAAAGUUUUUGUUAUGAUGUUUAAAAUGAUGUCUUAAAGUUUUUAAAAAAACCAUGAAAAAAAUCUUAUUUUUGCUUAGCUUUUUUAAAAAGUAGAGUUUUUAGAAUUAGAAUAAAUGUGAAUCAAAGUAAUAUUGAUGUUGAGAUGUGCUUUUGUUAGACAAUCAUCAUGUAUAAUGGCCAUGGAAGUUUGUAUAGGAGGGAUACUUUCUCAUGUCAUUCAAAUCUUCUGACCAUGAUUCAUAUUUGUGAGAACUGUUCCAAAAUAUCUUUCAUGUUGUGAAAUACAGGAUGUAAAUUUAAUUUAACAAAACUAUAAUAUAAUAACAAAAUUAUUGAUACUCAAGUCUUUCUUUGAUUAUUAUGAAGAAUGAUUCAAACAUUUUAAGUGUUUGAAAAAGAGAUCUCAAAGUUUAAAGAGAAAUUUAAUUAACUUUUAUAAUUGUAUAUUAAUGUUUUACUAUUAGAUAAAUUUUUAUAUUUAGUUCAUAAAAUUCUCUAUUAAUAAUAUUUAGAGCUUGCAAUGAAUUUGUUUAGAUUUGAAUUACUCGAAAAACUUAAAUUCACUUUUUCUAAAAAAAGUAUAGAAAUUUGUUUUAUUGAUUAUUUGAGAGAAAUUUCAUCACAUAUGACUGAUACAUCAGAACAUUUUAAUGCUUUAAUUUUAAAAAUUGUUUUUCAAUUAUAGAAUUUUUUGGGUUUUUUUAGCAAUUAGUUUCUGUUUAAAUACUUUUUUUUCUUGUUUAUUUUAAUAUUAAAAAUAUUUCAUCUACUUUUUGAGAUCUUUCUUAUUAAAAGCAAUCAUGUAUAGAAAUAUUUUAUUAUUGAUUAUGUUUGUCUUUCAUUUUGCAUUAAUUUGUUUUCAUUAAAUUUUCUUUUUUCUUUUACCCGAAUGUAUACUUUGUGAAGAAUAUGAUAUGGCAUGUUUACUUAAUUCUUAUUUUCUUGCUUUUACUUUUCAAUUGUUAUAAUUCUUUUUUAGAACAGGGUGCAUUUCCCCAUUUGGUUUGUUAGUUUGUACUAAGCAUUGUAUAAUGAGAUGAUAAAUUAUUUUUAUGAAAUAUUGUUGGUGAAUGAAAUAUUAUUAUUGGUUUGUUUUAUUUUAAUUUCCAUAUAAGCAUUUUUUAACUGUUUAUAGUAAAUAGAAAUGAACUGAUUAAUGCAGCAAAUAUGCUAAAUUACUGAAAAAUUAUUUUGUAAAUAUCAACUUGUUUCUCAAAUUAAGUAGUCGUAUAAUUUCUGAAAGAUUAUGAAUAUUGUUGUAUCAGGAUAUACAUGUAAAGUAAUAAAUUAUACUAUACAUGAUUAAGAAUUAAGAUCCUACAUUUGGUGAAGUAUUUUUUUUUAUAUAUUUUUUACAUCAAAAAAUCAUUGGUGAUAAAAAAAUUUUAAAAAAUAUAUUGCUUUAUGCAAUACAAAUAUUGAAUGCUGAUAUUAUAGUUUUAGUAGUUUGUAUCUUACAUACAUUUUCAUAUAUUUGAUUUUUUUAUUGUUAUGUUUAGUAUUCAGUUCAAAAUAAUAUUUUUCCUGUUUUGUUGAAUGUUUUUUGAAAUGGGUGUUGCCAUUUCUGUGACUAAAUGUUAAUUGUAUGGCUUAUAAAAUAUUUUAGAGCUCUGUUUUAAAAUGGAAAAGAGAAGAUUUUUUUUUAAAUCGUUGGAUUUUGAAGGAUAGUUUUUUUUUUUUUAUCACUUCUUGUUUUUAUUAUAGAAUUUCAAAAUUAUAUAUUCUGUAUUUGAUAGUGAUUCUGAAUUUGAUUAU
Argiope bruennichi is the source of this 3405-nucleotide messenger RNA. RefSeq lists its product as uncharacterized. NCBI's taxonomy places the organism in Eukaryota, Metazoa, Arthropoda, Arachnida, Araneae, Araneidae. Gene Ontology annotation, molecular function: FMN binding; oxidoreductase activity. The record is from RefSeq and is a predicted model, not a curated record. Gene Ontology annotation, cellular component: cytosol. Bases 161 to 751 code for a protein of 196 amino acids. The transcript is spliced from 3 exons.